AUGAGCUUGCUACGUUCGCCUACGCAAACCAGCGAGGGUCGCAGUAGGACUGGCUCUGAACCUGACCUAUCGCGGCAAGACAGCGAAUCGCUCGGCGUGACACUAAGGAAACGAAAAAGACCAGAAUUAGACAACCAAUUUAAGACUGAGUUUGCGGAAUUUCGUAAAGAGAUUAUGAAUUUUCUGACGGAUUUUAGCGCAUCGCAGAAGGAAGACUUUAGAAUUAUGAAAGAGGACAUUAGUCAAAUAAAAAAUCAAGCCACGGCGAUGAACACAACCGUCGAAAAACUCGUGCAUGAAAAUUGCGAGAUGAAAAAGGACAUUUCAGACCUAAAGGAGUCCCUUAACUUCCAUUCAGCCGAACAGGGAGCGCUUAAAUCGCGCCUUGACUCAACAGUCACCACCAUCGGCAAGUUUAAAUCGCUGGAACAGAACUUCUACAAGCUUGAACAGGAGCAUCACCACCUACAGAGCGAACACAACCUUUUGCAACAAAGGGAGCGGCUCCUUAACCUGGAAAUAGCAGGGAUUAUGGAAAAGGCAGGUGAGAACGCAAGGUCUUAUAUGAUCGGAAUCGCCAAGUGCGCGAACAUCGAUUUGACCGAUGAUGAUAUAGUUGCCGCUCACCGAGUCCAGCCAAAAGUACAAGUACCUGGCAGACCUAAAAACAUUAUUGUCCAGCUGAAAUCCUUAACAUUGAAAGACAGCAUCAUAUCUGCAAUCCGCCGGAGGAAGGGUAUUACAUCAAUUGAAAUAGGAAUCCAGGGUGAAUCACGCAACAUUUAUGUCAAUGAACAUCUGAUACCCGCCUUAAAGAUUCUCCUUAAACAGACAAGAGACACGGCAAAGUCUGCUGGUUACAAAUCAGUAUGGGUUCGCAACUGCAAAAUAUUUGCACGGAAGGAUGAUACAUCCCCAAAAAUCCGUAUAAGGGGGAUUGAAGACUUGAAGAAAUUAAAAUGA
Molecule: messenger RNA, 963 nt
Organism: Hyposmocoma kahamanoa
Lineage: Eukaryota; Metazoa; Arthropoda; Insecta; Lepidoptera; Cosmopterigidae
Exons: 1
Coding region: 1-963 (320 amino acids)
Source: RefSeq, a predicted model, not a curated record